AUGGACACCCACGAAUAUACCAUGGCGCACGCCUCGACACUCCUCGCCCGCGCCGACUCCAGCGGCCGCCCACCCGUCUACAAAGUGAUCGGAAUCUGCCUAGCCGUCGCAUCAGGCGUCUUCAUCGGAAUAUCCUUCGUCAUCAAGAAAAUCGGCCUUCUAAAGGCCAACGUGAAAUACAACGAGGAAGCCGGCGAGGGAUACGGAUAUCUGAAGAAUUUCUGGUGGUGGUGCGGAAUGACCCUGAUGAUCCUCGGAGAGAUCUGUAACUUUGUCGCAUACGCCUUUGUCGAUGCUAUCCUGGUUACGCCGCUGGGUGCCCUAUCCGUCGUGAUAACCACGAUUCUGUCGGCGAUUUUCUUGAAAGAGCGACUCAGUUUCGUCGGCAAGGUUGGCUGUUUCUCUUGCAUUAUCGGUUCCGUUGUUAUUGCGAUGAAUGCACCUGAACAGUCCUCCGUUAGCAAUAUCCAGGAGAUGCAGCAUUUUGUCAUUACGCCGGGCUUUUUGACGUAUGCUGGUGUGAUUCUGGUCGGGGCCCUGGUUACGGCUGUUUGGGUUGCGCCGAGAUAUGCGAAGCAGAGCAUGUUUGUUUAUAUUGGCAUUUGCAGUUUGGUUGGUGGGUUGAGUGUCGUUGCGACGCAGGGUCUGGGUUCCGCUAUUCUCGCUCAGAUUAAUGGUGAACCGCAGUUUAAGCAGUGGUUUCUUUAUGUCUUGUUUGUGUUUGUUGUUGGGACUCUCCUUACGGAGAUUAUCUAUCUCAAUAAAGCUUUGAAUAUAUUCAACGCCGCUCUCGUCACCCCUACUUACUACGUCAUGUUCACCACCGCGACCAUUGUGACUUCUGCCGUCCUGUUCCAGGGUUUCAAGGGCACCGCGAUCCAGAUUACCACCGUAAUCAUGGGAUUCUUGCAGAUCUGUGCUGGCGUUGUUCUGUUGCAACUGUCCAAGUCUGCCAAGGACGUUCCUGAUGCCGCUGUGUUCAAGGGUGACCUGGAUCAGAUUCGCGAGGUUGCUACUCAGGAAGAGCCCGAGUAUGAGCCCAAAGCAGACUCCAUCCGCGGUGCGGCGUCUAUCAUUCGCCGUAUAUCGACCACCCGCCGCACCGCAGAGGCCGACGAGGCCAAGCGAUAUGUUCACGAGAAGCAUGAAGAUUUCCUCAAGCCGCCCGGUGACAAUGAGAUCAUCGAAUGGGAUGGUAUUCGCCGCCGCAGGACUGUUGUCGGCGAAGGCCCAACAAUGUCUCGACCGCAUACUCCCCGCUCCCCGUCAAUUAGACAGCAGCUGCCGCCACUAGGCAUGUCUCGGUUCCCAAACCACGAGGAUGAAGACGAAACCCGACCUACCACAAAGCAAAGCGGCCGCUCAUUCUUUAGUGAUGUCCGAUCUCGGACUUCAAGUGUUCUCCACCCUCACUGGACCCCGUUGAACGAGCAAGAAGAGAACGAGAAACACAUGAGUGGCGGCCUCACUGAUACCGAGUAUCACGGCGCUGACCAGGGAGGACUCCAACUUCCAACGCACCGCAUAGGCCGCGAGCGCAGCGACACCCCCCGAUCAAUCUCCUGGGCCGAUGAAAAAGGUGACGAAGGCACCGACUCACGACCAGGUAGUGCCCGCCGCCAAUUCUCUUUCAACAACAUGGUCAGCCGGAUGAUAGGACAACACCGUGAACCCUCCCCUAAGCGCUCCGCCAGUCCACCCCGUGGUAUCCUCCGCAGAUCGCAGAUCGUUCCAGGCGGCGACCUCCGCCGAACAGCCACAGAAGAAGAACAACUCGGUCUCAGUAAAGGGCGACUCACGCACCGCCCAUCCCGAAACCGGGGAAACCCUCGGCGAGAAACUAGAGCGCUGGUCCAGCAGUGA
Molecule: messenger RNA, 1863 nt
Organism: Penicillium cosmopolitanum
Lineage: Eukaryota; Fungi; Ascomycota; Eurotiomycetes; Eurotiales; Aspergillaceae
Product: DUF803 domain membrane protein
Exons: 2
Coding region: 1-1863 (620 amino acids)
Biological process (GO): magnesium ion transport
Cellular component (GO): membrane
Molecular function (GO): magnesium ion transmembrane transporter activity
Source: RefSeq, a predicted model, not a curated record